Messenger RNA from Lactuca saligna, 2612 nucleotides. NCBI's taxonomy places the organism in Eukaryota, Viridiplantae, Streptophyta, Magnoliopsida, Asterales, Asteraceae. The record is from the annotation of a GenBank genome assembly.
UUAAUAAUGACGCUGAAACUUAAAACGAAAACCAAAAACAUGGCGACUUUAUUUUAUGUGGGGUUGAAGAAGCACUCAAGAGAACUAAUGAUUAACAAAAUGUAUGGGUGUACCAUUAUUUAUUUUGCUUUUAUGGCUCACAAAACAUGGAAAAUAACACGUACCACAUAUAUACAUGACAAUCUAUAGAAACUUAUGUAGAUUGCUGGUAGUUUGUAACAGAAAUAGGUAACAAUGCAUGUUCUACAGUGCUGGAUUCGUCUCGCACAUGUGCUUCCACUAAAAUUCAGCAUCAACUUUUUGGUUUUCUUUUUUGUGAAAGAAUAUUUUGUCUCCUCAAUUAGUACCCAUGUAAUUUUUUAAUCUUGCAGUAAAAUAAAACCAAAUAUAUAUAAUAGAAGAAGCGUUAAGCACAGUGACAUUGAAAGUGACCGAGGCUGCUUUAAAACGAUUCAAAUAAUGUUGAGUUAAAUCUGAAGCUUGUUUUUAUGUACACAAUAAAACUCUAAGUGCGAUACACAUUGCUAGAAUCCUCUGAUGCAGAUGUGGUAGGGCUAUCUUUGCCGAUUAACAUAAUGAUCUGUCGACAGAACAUAAUAUUCUCACUACAAGUUAUAACGUUUUGGGCUAUAUAAGGAAGAGUUCUUCUACGAAACAGAAACAGGCUUUCCUUUCGGACUUCAAUCCUCUUUCACAAGACAAGGGGAAAGGAAAGACAGAUCAUGGAGGGUAAGGUUGGUUUAACCGUAGCUGACGCUGUAGAUUACAAGGGUUUACCUGCUGAUAGGGUGAAAACUGGUGGUUGGGUGCCUGCUUCCCUCAUCCUUGGAAUCGAAAUAUGCGAGAGGCUUUCCACGAUGGGAAUCGCAGUAAACCUGGUGACGUAUUUGGGUGGAACCAUGCAUCUCUCCAGCUCAGCUUCAGCCAAUGUCGUCACCGAUUUCAUGGGCACUUCUUUCCUUUUGUGCCUUCUUGGUGGCUUUUUAGCUGACACUUUUCUUGGAAGAUACAAAACUAUCAUCAUUUUUGCAUCCAUUCAAACUCUUGGUACGUGUGCGUUGGCAUUGUCGACCAAACUACCACAGUUCAGGCCACCACCAUGCCACUCUCUUGAAAACUGCAAACAAGCAAGUGGUUUCCAAAUGGGGAUCUUGUAUCUUGCUUUGUAUCUUAUAGCCGUUGGCACGGGUGGCCUGAAAUCAAGUGUUUCGGGAUUUGGGACUGACCAGUUCGACGAAAAGAAUGAAGAGGAAAAGACACAAAUGGCGUAUUUCUUUAAUAGGUUUUUCUUCUUUAUAAGUUUGGGAACGUUAAUGGCAGUUACAGUGCUAGUGUACAUACAAGAUGAAGUUGGUAGAAGUUGGGCUUACGGAAUUUGUUCAGUCUCAAUGUUCACCGCAAUUUUGGUGCUCUUGUCUGGGACUAAAAGAUACAGGUACAAAAAAAGUGCAGGAAGUCCUAUUGUUCAAAUUUUCCAAGUCAUUGUUGCUGCUAUAAAGAAGAGAAAGAUGGAUCUUCCUUAUGAUUCAGGCUUGUUAUACGAAAAUUCACCUGAGGUUUCAAGAAUCCAUCACACGAAUCAGUUUCGUUGCUUAGACAAGGCAGCAAUAGUAGCAGAAGGUGACUUUGAGAAAAAUUCUUCGAGUUCUUGGAAUCCAUGGAAGCUAUGUACGGUGACAAGGGUGGAGGAAGUGAAGAUGAUGGUGAGGCUACUGCCAAUAUGGGCGACAACGAUUCUUUUUUGGACUACUUAUGCCCAAAUGAUUACCUUUUCCGUCGAGCAAGCAGCCACAAUGAGAAGAACUGUCGGAGGUUUCCAAAUCCCUGCCGGAUCCCUCACUGUCUUCUUCGUCGCUGCAAUCUUGCUCAGCUGCGCGGUGUACGAUUCUCUGAUUAUCCCAGUUUGGAAGAAAUGGAAAGGAACACCGGGAUUUACUGAUUUACAGAGAAUUGCAUUAGGUCUUGCCCUCUCAGCGCUAGGAAUGGCGGCAGCGUCGUUGGGCGAGGUGAAAAGAUUAUCUGUGGCGAGGCGGCACCCCACUCAGACGACGGAGCCUCUUCCUAUCAGCGUGUUCAUCCUGAUCCCACAGUUCUUCCUCGUGGGGUCCGGUGAGGCGUUUAUUUACACCGGCCAGCUUGAUUUUUUUAUCACUAGAUCACCAAAAGGGAUGAAAACGAUGAGCACUGGUCUGUUUCUAACAACGCUGUCACUGGGUUUUUUCUUGAGUAGUCUCUUGGUGACUGUGGUGAAGAAUGUCACCGGAAACAAUGGUGAAGGUGGGUGGCUCGCCAACAACAUUAAUAAUGGAAGGCUUGAUCUCUUCUAUGGAUUAGUGGCGGCUUUGAGCGGCGUAAAUUUUGCAAUUUAUCUUGUAUGUGCAGCUUGGUACAAGAAAGACAAGGGUAAAUCGUCAGAUGUUGAAAUGGAGAAGUGUUAACUUUUGAAAUUGGUAUCUUAAGAUUUGUGUGCAGAAUUUAUUUUCUUGUUGGCAAUGUAGACAAAGAAAAUACGAAUAAAAAGUGUGUUUUCCUAUUGUGUUAUUUAAAAACAUAUAUUAUCCUUGCAGUAUCACUCCAAGAAAUAUAGUCAUUACCGGCGAUACAAAUAGCGG